Molecule: messenger RNA, 1567 nt
Organism: Daldinia caldariorum
Lineage: Eukaryota; Fungi; Ascomycota; Sordariomycetes; Xylariales; Hypoxylaceae
Product: EPT/RTPC-like protein
Exons: 2
Coding region: 98-1348 (416 amino acids)
Biological process (GO): RNA processing
Cellular component (GO): nucleus
Molecular function (GO): RNA-3'-phosphate cyclase activity
Source: RefSeq, a predicted model, not a curated record
AAAUAGAAAGUGCGCCCUACCCGAAAAGAUCUCACUCUCGGAUCUCUUCAUCGAUAUCAACACCCCAACCGAUAAUACCGCGCAAGGAUUAAACAGCAUGGCAUCAAAGAAACCAUUACUAUUGGAUGGAAGAACCGGUGAGGGUGGUGGCCAGCUUGUAAGGAUUGCAUGUGGUCUCUCUGCUGUCACCUCGCAACCUAUCCGUAUCGACCAUGUGAGAGGGAAUCGUCCAGGAAAACGAGGCGGUGGUUUGAAACCACAGCACGUGGCUGCUAUCCGAUGGUUAGCGGAUAUUACGGGCGCAAAAGUCGAAGGGCUAGAGGUUGGGAGUUCGUCUCUUGAAUUCUGCCCGUUGCAGGCUCCCACCACUCUCCAGGGGCGUAAAUUUGAGAUCGUCGCUAAGAGCGCGGCGUCGAGUACCUUACUGGUCUUUCAGGCGAUCCUCCCAUUCCUUCUUUUUGCGGGCAGUGAUACCGAAGAGCCUAUCGAGCUCGAGAUCCACGGUGGGACAAAUGUGUCUUUCUCACUGUCCUAUGAAUAUUUCGAUCAAGUCCUGUUGCCUACCCUCAAAGAUCGCUUCGGCAUCACUAUUGAGAGACAGCUGAAGGAACGAGCCUGGGCGGCAGGGCCUCUUAAAAAGGGGUCUAUUUGGCUAAGACUGCAGCCUCUCCCACCGGGAAGAACCUUGAAAGUUCAAGAGUCGUGGGAAAGACCAAUCACCGCCGAAGAUUUCAAGCUCAGGCAGAUUGAUGUGAGCAUACUUGUACCAUAUGCUCUUCAAGGACUGCUCCAGAGAGCGAUCGUGAGUGACCUGGGUGAACUAUUCCCUAACGUGGACAUUAAUUUCCUACUCAUGGAAGACAGCGGUCAUGAUUCUCGGAUAUAUACUUUGCUUGUAGCUCACUCGCAGACUGGUCUGCGUUGGGGCCGUGAUUAUCUAUAUGAUAAGUCCCGGAAGAAUAAGACGCCGGAAGCUCUGAGCGUUGAAGUGUCGCGGAAAGUCUGCCAUGACCUUCAUGAUGAGAUUGAGAUCCGUGGAGUAGUUGACGAGUACCUCCAAGAUCAAUUAGUUGUUUUUCAAGCGUUGGCAGAUGGUCGAACCAGCUUUCCUCGGAGUGCCGCGCCGGUCGAUUUAGAAGAUAGAGCCCCUGACAUAAGCGAUUUGGAGACUUCUCUUGAAGAUUUAAAGCUUGACAAAAAGAUGAUGAAGGAUAAGACACAUAAACCCUUUGGAGACGGGUCAAUGCACACUACCACAGCUAGAUGGGUAGCAAGCGAGUUGCUGCCCACAGCGCAAUGGUUUAACAAAGGUGCCAUUGUAGAUGGUGCUGCUGUAUCUUUUUCUUAGCUAAGCGUCACGAUAUUUACCACCGCGAGCCUCGCCCGGUUUAUUAGGGUCAUGUGACAAUGCCAACUUGUAUAAUACAAGGUUGUAUUGCGAAUCUUGUCCUUGUCUUACACUCCGCUAGAAGCAAUGUAGUCCCAAGAGAAACCUAUUAUGAACAAUUUCUAAAUGGGUGGAACCUACUUAGAACACAUGUUUCCUUCCCCUUUUACAACCUCAGUU